Molecule: messenger RNA, 7842 nt
Organism: Leopardus geoffroyi (Geoffroy's cat)
Lineage: Eukaryota; Metazoa; Chordata; Mammalia; Carnivora; Felidae
Gene: SOCS6
Product: suppressor of cytokine signaling 6
Exons: 4
Coding region: 2347-3954 (535 amino acids)
Biological process (GO): protein ubiquitination; regulation of growth; intracellular signal transduction
Cellular component (GO): phosphatidylinositol 3-kinase complex
Molecular function (GO): 1-phosphatidylinositol-3-kinase regulator activity
Source: RefSeq, a predicted model, not a curated record
UAUCUUUGAUUUUGCUCGUAGGAGUAAUUGUGUGAUCUUAAAAAGUCACGGUAUAGUCUGAAAAUGGGAAAUGUUAGGUCCAUUUCUGAAUCUGUGGCAAUUACUGUUGUCUCACAAAUAUGCAGUCAUGUGAAAUGGGUUGAUACACGAAUAUGUUGCGUAUGGGGUCAGAUACCCCAUGUUGUUUAUAAUAUAGUACGACUAAUGGAUGUGUGUGCAUCUCUUUUAAUACGUAAUAAAGUUAGGUAGGUAAGUAACAACCUAAGCUAUGAUCACCUUUUGCUGUUCUGUUUGUUGUGUCUUUUUUUUUUUUUUUUUUUAAGUUCAUUUAUUUUGAGGGAGAGAGAGCAUACGCGAGGGAGGGGCAGAGAGAGAGAGAGAAUCCCAGUCAGGCUCCCUCUUCUUGUCAGCACAGAGCCCAAUGGAGGGCUCGAUCUCAUGGACUGUGAGGUCACGACCUGGGCUGAAACCAAGAGUCGGGCCAUAACCGACCGACUGAGCCACCCAGCUGCCCCUGUUUGUUGCAUCUUUUAUGGGAAGCGAAGAUUAUCUAUUUCAGUUCUUGGUCCUCAUCCCUAAUCUUUUUCCAGUUUUGGAAAUGGCACAUCUGUGGUGCCUGAGUACUUUUGUGAAAUUACUCCUUUUACAAGGGAGAAAUUUAUAGUACUAGUGUGGCAUAAAAAGGGGGAACUUUCUUGUGUGACUAGAUUGAUCGAAAGAGUAGUUCGGGCAGUAAAGGCGAAAGAGCACUGGGGACAUGUUUUAAAUUGUAUUGACAGUGAAACUGUCAUUAAUGUUUUUGUGGUUUGUUACUCUGUACGGUGUGUUUCACUAAUGAGCAGUGAAGGCUUUAGGACUAAGGGCACAUUUGGUUUGGGUCUUUGAUGAUCCAUAACAAACCUUAAGUUUUACUUAGUUGGAACAAUCAUAUUAGGUGGCUGUUGGUCUUGUUGCUGUUUCAAGAACAGACGUACUCAGAUAAAGUCAUUUAAGAUUUCAAUCUUCAUGUUGCAACCGAGGACCUUUUGGAGGUGUUUGCUCUUUAGUAUGCAUUACUAGCCUUGUGACCUUGAAUACAUUUUAUGUUUCCUCUGAGUCUUAUUCCUUCUGUGGGUCUAAUGUGAGGAUAAUAAAUCCACCUGACAGUUGUUGUGAAUAUAUAUUUUGUUUAAAGUAAAAUCCAAACUCUCCGUCUUGGGCUACAAGAUUUCCGCCUAGUUCUUCAGCUCAUCUUGAACCCCCUUCUGUGUCUCACCAAAUAGUUAUACUCUGUCCUUUCUAUUCCCUAACAUUGCAGGCUGCUUCUGGCUUCCUCAUCUUACAUGGUAGUUCUGUUUGCCUAGCAUGUUCUUCCUGUGGUUGGUUCAUUCUCAGACCUUAACGCCAGGUUCACCGCAUCAGGGAAGUCUUUACUUUACAGCUCCUUCAGUAGUCCUGUCUAAUCAGGUCUUAUCAGUUUGUAUGUUUUCUCAUAACGUUUAUUUCAGUCUGUAACUAUUUUAUUUGUUUUGGUCUUUCUCCACAUGUAAGUCCCACAUGGGCCAGCCGUGGCCUGUGGUUCUUCUGUCUCUCCCUAACACAACCCGUGGGGACAUGGACAAAAAGUGAUUAUAGUUUUUACGUUGGUAUCUACACAUCAAAGGCAAGGAUGUGCUGUAGAUCAUAGAAAUCUGGUGUUUUUUUUUUUUUUUUUUUGUGUUGCUUAUUUAUCCCCAUCUGAGCUGAUCUUAGCUAAAUGAAUCACAGCACUAAUAAUGCCAAAGUUUUUAUAACUACGUGGCCCAAGUAGCCUCACACCAUGAGAACUGCUUUUUUUUUUUUUAAAGUAAGCUCUAUGCCCAACGUGGCAAGCAGCUCAGUAGCUGCUCCUAAGACUCACCAACCCCAAGAUCAAGAGUUGCAUGCUCUACCGACUGAGCCUGCCAGGGCAUCACACUUGGAGACUAUGUUUGGGGAGCGGUGGCUGUGCCGUUGUCCUUGGGAGCAGACUGUUGAGUAGUAGAGAAGAAAGAAGGAAGAAAAGACGGAAUAUCUCUGAAGGCCUGGGAGACAAACCGUUAUCCUGAAGACGUCACUAUGCCAUCCUGAAAUUUUCCCACAGUCGUGAAGAACUGACGAGUAGGAAAUUUCACCCUGUGCUCAAGCCGCCAAGUUAGCCUUGAUGGGUGCUGCCGCAGGACAUGAUGCUCCUGGGUCAGAGAUACAGGACUUCAUUACGCAGAAAAUGGCUCCAAAGGGUAUAUGAAGCUGGAAAAGUACAUAGAUGCAGCAUUGCAGCCUCUCCAGAUGUUUGAGGAUAAUAUUCCGGAGAGAAAUUGAUCCCCUCGGAUUAGGUAACUAGUCAUAAUGAAGAAAAUUAGUCUUAAAACCUUCCGAAAAUCUUUCAACUUGAAUAAAAGUAAAGAAGAAACGGAUUUCAUGGUAGUGCAGCAACCGUCACUGGCCAGUGAUUUCGGAAAAGAUGAGUCCUUGUUUGGUAGCUGCUACGGUAAAGACAUGGCCAGCUGCGAUCUCCACAGCGAAGAUGAAAAAGGUGGGAAGAGUCGAUCCAAGAGCGAAAGCCUGAUGGGUACGUUAAAACGACGGCUGUCUGCGAAACAGAAGCAGAAAGGCAAGGGCGGCGCGCCCUCCGGGAGCUCGGCUGACGAGGACACCUUCUCCUCCUCCUCGGCACCCCUGGUCUUCAAAGACGUGAGAGCCCAGAGGCCCAUCAGGUCCACUUCGCUCCGCAACCAUCACUACAGCCCUACGCCGUGGCCUCUGCGACCCACGAACUCGGAGGAGACGUGCAUCAAGAUGGAGGUGAGGGUCAAAGCCUUGGUUCACUCUUCCAGCCCGAGCCCAGCCCUGAACGGGGUUCGGAAGGAUUUUCACGACCUCCAGUCUGAGACUGCGUGCCAGGAGCAGAGUAGUUCACUCAAGAGUUCAGAGUCUCACAAUGGAGACUUGCAUCUUCACCUUGAUGAACAUGUGCCUGUAGUUAUCGGACUUAUGCCUCAGGACUACAUUCAGUAUACUGUGCCUUUAGACGAGGGGAUGUACCCUCUGGAAGGGUCGCGUAGCUAUUGUCUGGACAGCUCUUCUCCCAUGGAAGUCUCCGCGGUCCCUCCGCAGGUGGGAGGGAGCUCCUUCGCCGAAGACGAGAAUCAGGUAGACCAGGACCUAGUGGUGGCCCCAGAGAUCUUUGUGGAUCAGGCGGUGAACGGCUUGUUGAUUGGCACCACGGGAGUCAUGUUGCAGAGCCCGAGAGCGAGUCACGACGAUGCCCCCCCACUCUCACCGUUGCUACCUCCAAUGCAGACCAAUCAGAUCCAAAGGAACUUCGGUGGGCUCACCGGCACAGAUGCCCACGUGGCGGAAAGUAUGCGCUGUCAUUUGAAUUUUGAUCCUAACUCUGCCCCUGGGGUUGCAAGAGUUUACGACUCGGUGCAGAGUAGUGGUCCCAUGGUUGUGACGAGCCUUACAGAGGAGCUGAAAAAACUGGCGAAACAAGGAUGGUACUGGGGACCAAUCACACGCUGGGAGGCAGAAGGGAAGCUAGCAAAUGUGCCAGAUGGUUCUUUUCUCGUUCGGGAUAGUUCUGAUGACCGUUACCUUUUAAGCUUGAGCUUUCGCUCCCAUGGCAAAACACUUCACACGAGAAUUGAACACUCAAACGGUAGAUUUAGCUUUUAUGAACAACCGGAUGUGGAAGGACAUACGUCUAUAGUUGAUCUGAUCGAGCAUUCAAUCAGGGACUCUGAAAAUGGAGCUUUUUGUUAUUCAAGGUCUCGGUUGCCUGGAUCUGCAACUUACCCGGUCAGACUGACCAAUCCAGUGUCACGGUUCAUGCAGGUGCGUUCUUUGCAGUACCUGUGUCGUUUUGUUAUACGUCAGUAUACCAGAAUAGACUUAAUUCAGAAACUGCCUUUGCCAAACAAAAUGAAGGAUUACUUACAGGAGAAGCACUACUGAAAGAUUAUGAGAACCCCCGCAUCUUGCACUUUGGGAAUAAGAAAAAGAGAUUGAAAUACAGUUUACAAACUUUCAUUGCUAUCGAAAUCUUUUGCUGCCAUACUAUUUCAGUUUUAUGUGUAAAAGUAAUCAAUUUGUUUAGUUAGGGGUGGGGAAGUGUCAGCAAGGUGUCUUGGGUUUAUUUUGGUUCUUUAUAAAGGGAAGUCUCGAGGUUUUGGAAGUGUGAAUUAUCUUUCAUCAAUGUGCAGAAUAAUCACAAUGUGAAUUAUCAGAUUCUCCUUAACCACCCCCCACCAAGUCCUUUGCUGCUAUCCACUGUGAUUUUUAUGCAUUAAAAGCACAUUUCAUGUGUAUUCAACCCUAAGUAAAGUUGAAUGAAACUUACAGAAUGAGUAUUGUUAUGUCUCUUUAAAUGGCCCACUUUCAAAGAUAGUGUUGAAUAAACAUACCCGUGUGAUAAAACACAGAAUUUACACGUACACUGAAAAUGAUUUUUAAUCUCCUACUUUAGAAAGGUUUAUUUAGAAUUAUGAUUUGACAUAAUCUUGGGUAUUAGAAUGUAGACCCGCAGCAUAUCUUUUACAACACUUACUCUAAAUUGUUUCUGAGGUUGUGCUGUGUUUUGGUUGUGGAAAGUGGAGUUUUUCUGUUGCCUUCAUUUUCAUCUUGUGGUUUGUCUACUUUAAUAAAUGGCCUUACAUUAAAAAAUCAUCAAGAAGUAUAUAACACCAACGUAAGAAAGCGUUGCCUUUUCUGUCAUUAAGCUCUGGUACAAAUUGGCAUAACGUAAAAAGAUCUGUGGGACGAGAACUAUUACUGAAGAAAUUACUAGAUGAUCAUAGUUUCCUGUGAUGAUAAUUUUUUUGUGUGUUAAUUAUACUUUCCUUUGGUAAAGUGUUUUUUUCUGUGAUUUCUUUCGCUUAGCCAACAUUUUCUUUGGGUGAACUUGACGUAGAACCGAUUUUCAUAAAAAGAGUGGGUUCUCUUGCAACAUUUAAGUUUAUAUAAAGUUUUAAAUUGAUUUGAAUAGAAAACAUUGUUUUAGAGUUGGAUUUUUAUUCUUUUAUGUAGUCACUAUUAAGAUAUGCUAGGUUUGACCCUUCUUCCUUCUCCCCACCAAAAACCAAAAAAACCCGAUGACUUUAGUUGAAAAACUGUGGAAACUGUGGAGCAUCAUGUAAGAAGAAUAUUAAAACCAUAUCAGGUAUAUGGAAGUCUUGUCACCUGCCAUAUACCGCUGUUUAAAACUAAUUUAUUGUUUUUUGGUUUUUUGUUGUUUUAAAUCUAGCUGAGUCUUAAGUAAAUUGGCAGGCAUCGUUAGUUAUUUUAUCUCUAAUUUAGUCGCUUGGAUUGUGGGGCGGGUGGGGGGGUUGUCCCCCGUACUUUUGUUAUUUUUGAAAUUCAGUGUUUAUUCGCUGCACUAUUCUUUAGUGAGUAUUUUGGAAGUACCCCAUGUAGAAAAUGUUUCCAUCUCAGAUGAAACAUACAAUUUAAGACAUUUCUUCCUUUGUCACUCAGUUUUCCUGUCUCUUACCCGUCAAUUAAAAACAAGAGUAAAGGUCUUAGGUCAACCCUGAUGGCUUUGUCAUUCAGUAUCCCUGUUUUUUUGUUUGUUUUUUGGUUUUUUUUUCCUCUCUGUUUUUUAGGGUCAGAACUGAGAAAUACCAAGAAAAGGCACAAUGAUAUCGUGUUAUGGUAUUUUGACGUAAAGGGGAAAAGGUACUUAAUUUUGGUGGAAUGUUGAUUGUACCUUGUCAUAAAGGCUCCUCUUUAAUUUUCUGAUGUUUUCACCUAAUAAGAUGGAGUAUACUGUAAUAAUAUAACUUAAGUGUUCACUAUAAGCUAUUUGGAUUAAGAACUAUUACAGAGUUGUAAACUUAUCAAAUUAAUGCAAGACAUUUAAACUAUUUUUUUGCAAAACUAUUUAUUUUUAAACAAUUUAAAAUAUAUCUAGGGUGAGUUAAAAGUCCCUGUGCAUCUAUAUUAGAUGGCAGGUAUUGUCACAGAGUCACUGUGUAUUAAUAAUAAAUGUUGAAAUGGCUUCUCCAUGUUUCUAGAAGCAUUUACAUGUACUCUUUGUGAGACCAUGGUGCACAGAGGUCUUUGGACUGCCCUGAACCCCGUCUUCUUGUGUGGACAUAGCCUGUUCCCCACGUGUUCCUCAUGAUACCAUGUGUUCAAGAUUUAGCUAUUUAGUUUCAAGAUUAUUUUGAUUUUCAUCUAAUGGUUUUUAAAAUCAUAUUUUGUGUUUUAUGGAGGGCAAGUCUAGAUGCCAUUCUAAUUCAGAAAGCCAGUUUUUUAUGUGCUUUUUGUAUAUUCAUAACAUAAAAUACUUUAAAAUGCCCCAUUCUAAUCCAAUUUGAAAUUGCUAGGGUCUGACAGUGUAUCGAGAAAAAUAAAAGUAUUUGCCAAGAAAUUAUUUACAAACAAAGGAGUAUUGCAGUAUUUUCUGCUUUUGUGUAGAGAGAGCCAUUUGGCAUAGGCAGCACAAGAUAAUGUGAAAGAUCGGCUUUAUAGGAUACUAAAAUAGUCUGUUUAAAAAUGGAAGGGAGAAAAGAGAGAAAUCUCCAUCCCGUAGUUUGGUCUAGAAACCAUUUGCGUAAACUUCUGGAUUACCCUGAGUGGCAGCUUAGAUGACAUGGACACAACCUGUAAGUGACAUUUAAAGAUAUGAGCUCAAGGCAAGAAAGAGAAAACAGGAAAGCUGUAUCCUUUUGCCAUAGUAAAUGAAUCAGAGUUGUUUUCUUGAAGAUUUCACCACAAAAUACAACGGAGGCCAGAAGAUAAUUCUAGGCUUCCUAGGACACUUUUGUGCAUUUUUUAUAAAUAAUAAGAAAGCAUAGAAAGUACUUGAAAAAUCUCUCUCUCUUUCUCUUUCUAAGGAAAUCUUCUCUUUCUACUUGGUGCAAUAAUCUGAAAAUCUAGAAGGUCAAAAAUAUAUCACAGGAAAUGAUCAUAGAACUAAAAAUAGUUUUUAAGGAAACGAGUUACAAGGGCAACCAUCUUGCUGUUGAAGAAAAUUGUGUACCAGAAGGCUAAAUCGUCGGCGUAUUAGGAAAUGAACACAAAGUAUACCUUACAAUUUCUGAGCCAGUAUUACUGAAACAGGAUAAAAAUUACUCAAAUAGGUUCUAUGCAGUGUCCCUGCUAGCGCUGGGUCUAAAUAUCUUAAUGCUUUCAGAAACGCCAAUUUUAAUCGUGGACAUUUCACAUUGUAUACGAGAGAUAAUCUACAUGAGUGAUUCAAAAUAGUACAUAUUAAAUCUUAAUGGCUGUUCAUCGAAUGCGAAGUCUUAAUUUGAAAAUGAAAUCACACUACCAGCAAGACAGUUUUGUUGAAAACUCUAAUAAGGAACAGUUGCCAGUUCCAUAAAUAACUUUAAAAUUCCAAAAUAAAGUAUUGGUACGCUAGUAAUCACAAAUUUGAUUUCUUUUAAGACUUUUAAAAAUCCUAUUAGGAAGGGUUUUUUUUUUUAAUAAACGUUCUUUUUAUUAAUUAGUCAUAACAUUGUGAAUGUGUAGUUGCUGUUUCUGAAAAGUGAUCCAAACUCUACAUCCAGAGAUGAUGAAAAAUUCUUAUAGAAUUUUGUAAUAAGUAUACAUGUUGGGUUUGAAGACAUUUUAUAGUCGUUGGGAGUGCCAUGAAAUUAAUACUUGCAAUCCAGAUUGCUGUAGUUUACCCUUUUUCUGUAUGUUUCAAAUCAGGUGUGUACCAUUUGUACUGAGAACACCACAGAAUGAAUUAUCCAAAGUCCAUUGAUUUUAAUAUGUGUUUUGGUUUGUAAACAAAUUAUAGUAAUUUCUUGCACAUUUUUGGAAAUUAAUUGUAUAAGGAUUUAUGUAUCUGCUUCUAGAUACAGUGUGUAAAUAAAAAUUUCGUUCACAAGA